AUGGGUGCUGGUUUGAGAUCUUCAUCUGUCCGUCGCCGACUUUCGGAAAAACUAAUCGUUUCUUUUUAUGGGCUGUUCAGCUCCGCAGGAGCAUCAGCAGGUUUUGUUGCUUUUUCUGCCCGGUUCUUUCCAAUGAACAGCCAUUCUGGUUCUUCGUACAGACAAACCUUAAAUACAAGAUUUAAAUGUCCGAAUAGUAUAUUUCGUGUAAUCGUAAAGAACAUAAAAGUGGAACUCAGCCGAAAACCGGAGAUGGAUGAGAUCUACCUGGUUUCCACUGAAUGGCUGAGAGCUGCAGAUCUCGCACUAGCCUAUGUAAUGUGA
Kuraishia capsulata CBS 1993 is the source of this 324-nucleotide messenger RNA. RefSeq lists its product as uncharacterized. Lineage: Eukaryota; Fungi; Ascomycota; Pichiomycetes; Pichiales; Pichiaceae. The record is from RefSeq and is a predicted model, not a curated record. The transcript has a single exon. Bases 1 to 324 code for a protein of 107 amino acids.